Molecule: messenger RNA, 1212 nt
Organism: Hirsutella rhossiliensis
Lineage: Eukaryota; Fungi; Ascomycota; Sordariomycetes; Hypocreales; Ophiocordycipitaceae
Product: triose-phosphate transporter family domain-containing protein
Exons: 5
Coding region: 1-1212 (403 amino acids)
Cellular component (GO): endosome; trans-Golgi network; Golgi apparatus
Molecular function (GO): antiporter activity
Source: RefSeq, a predicted model, not a curated record
AUGUCGUCCAAGUCGCCCGCCUCGUCACCCGCCCUGUCCCACUCGUCGACGGCAACCUUCGUCGUGGCCGACGAGGAGGCUGCCGUGGGCAAGCUGGCCCCCAUGUCGCCGCCCUCAAAGGGCCUGCAUCCGGUCCUGCACAUUGCCACCUGGAUCUUCUUUUCCAACAUUACCAUCCUCUUCAACAAAUGGAUACUCGACACUGCUGGCUUUAGAUACCCCGUCCUCCUCACCUGCUGGCACCUCGUCUUCUCCGCCAUGGCCACCCAGAUCCUCUCCCGCACCACCUCGCUCCUCGACUCGCGCCACCGCAUCCCGAUGACCCCCCGCCUCUACCUGCGCACCAUCUGCCCCAUCGGCCUCUUCUACUCGGGCUCCCUCGUCUGCUCAAACCUCGUCUAUCUCUACCUCUCCGUCGCCUUCAUCCAGAUGCUCAAGUCGGCUGCCCCCGUCGCUGUCCUCUUCGCCUCGUGGGCCUGGGGCGUCGCAGACCCCAGCCUGGCCUCCUUUCUCAACAUUCUCGUCAUCGUCGCCGGCGUCGCCCUCGCCUCCUUUGGCGAGAUUCAGUUUUCCCUCAUCGGCUUUCUGUAUCAGAUUGGCGGCAUCGCCUUUGAGGCCGUCAGGAUCGUCAUGAUUCAGGUCAUGUUGAGUGUCGAGGGGCUCAGGAUGGAUCCCCUCGUUGGCCUCUACUACUAUGCCCCCGUCUGCGCCGCCAUGAACCUCCUCGUCGCCCUCUUUACCGAGAUUCCCCGCUUCCACUGGGACGACUUGACCCGCGUCGGCUUUGGCCUUCUCUUUGUCAACGCCCUCGUUGCGUUUUUGCUCAACAUCGCCAGCGUCUUUUUGAUCGGCAAAACGUCCGGCCUCGUCAUGACCCUCACCGGCAUCUUCAAAAACAUCCUUCUCAUUGUCGUCUCCAUCGUUAUCUGGCAGACGGAAAUCACCCUCCUCCAGGGCGUCGGCUACACCAUUGCCCUCGCCGGUCUCACCUACUAUUCGGUCGGCCACGACCAGCUCGCCCGCUCCGCCCACGCCGCUCUCGCUUACGCCGCCGCCGCCGUCAGCCCCUCAUCCUCGUCCGCCCUGCAGGUCCGCAGGAUCGUGCUCCUCGCCAUCUUUGCCCUGAGCAGCUUGCUCGUCAUCAUGCUGACUAUGCGGCGCUACGACGCCAGGACUGUCUAUUCGCCUCCUACGGUUAUUGGGACCGAGUGA